Messenger RNA from Hyaena hyaena (striped hyena), 1549 nucleotides. It is a transcript of the gene TFPI, whose product is annotated as tissue factor pathway inhibitor. The record is from RefSeq and is a predicted model, not a curated record. The transcript is spliced from 11 exons. Lineage: Eukaryota; Metazoa; Chordata; Mammalia; Carnivora; Hyaenidae. Bases 236 to 1549 code for a protein of 437 amino acids. Gene Ontology annotation, molecular function: serine-type endopeptidase inhibitor activity.
GAAGAAGGGAUUGAGUACAAGGAUAUAUGUGUUCAAGUGCUUAGGAGAACUGGAAGUAGACCUGGAGAAGGACUCAGCUGCAGAAUUCAGUUUCUUGAUCCGUUUAAAAGAAGAAGUAGAAAAGAUAAAUCUUCUCUUCAGUGCCUGGAAGGGAAAACAAAAUAACCUCAACUCCGCUUUGAAAAAAAUCUUUCCAAGAACUUUCUUCAGAGAUUUGGCUCAGAUCAUUUCUACAAUGAAGAAAGAACAGAUUUUUUGGGCUUCUGUGUAUCUGCUGCUUAACUGUGCCUCUGCCUCUCUUAAGGCUGUUGCCAAGGAUGCUGAAGAUUAUACAGACAUUACAGAUGAUGAGUUGCCACCACUGAAACUUGAACAUUCAUUUUGUGCUUUGAAAGCGGAUAAUGGCCCAUGCAGAGCAAUCCUUAUGAGAUUUUUCUUCAAUAUUCACACUCAACAGUGUGAAGAAUUUAUUUAUGGGGGAUGUGAAGGAAAUCAGAAUCGAUUUGAAAGCCUGGAAGAGUGCGAACAAAAAUGUAUGGGAGAUUAUUUAAAGACCAGGACAGAGACCACAUUAGAAAAAGAAAAGCCAGAAUUCUGCUUUUUGGAUGAAGACAGUGGAAUCUGUCGAGGUUAUAUGACUAGGUAUUUUUAUAGCAAUAACUCAAAGCAAUGUGAACGUUUCAAGUAUGGUGGGUGCCUUGGCAAUCGAAACAACUUUCAAUCACUGGAAGAAUGCAAGAACACCUGUGAAGACAUAGUGAAUGAUCUCCAGACGGAUAUAACUGUGAAUAAUACAUCACUGCCUGAGUCUAUGGAUAGUAUAUUACCACUCGAUUCUGUGACUAACACGUUACGGCCUGAACCUGUGAAUAGUACAUUACCACUUGUUUCUGUGAAUAACGACUCCUUCACUCCCCAGCCUACCAACAUCCCGAGCUUUUUGGAAUUUUAUGGCCCUUCCUGGUGUCUGACCCCAGCAGACAGAGGACUGUGUCAAGCCAAUGUGAGCCGAUUCUACUACAAUUCAGUCAUUGGGAAAUGCCGUCCGUUUAAAUACAGUGGAUGUGGAGGGAAUGAAAAUAAUUUUACUUCCAAAAGUGAUUGUCUGAGGACUUGUCAAAAAGGUUUCAUCCAAAGAACUUCAAAAAGAGGAUUAAUUAAAACUAAAAGAAAGAGAAGGAAGCAGAUAGUGAAAAUAAGAUAUGAAAAAAUUUUUGUUAAAAAAAAUAAAGACCUAGAGAGGACACAAGCAUGUGAAAAGAUGCUCUACACCAUCAGUAAACAACAACUUACAAUAGUCAGCUACGACUACACACCUAUAGAAUGGACAGUACACAGACACCACCACGGACACCAGCAAAUGGUGGCAAGACAUGGAUGGAGCAAGAGCGACUCUUCGUCAUCACUGUGGAGGCAGCAGAUCUUUGGAAUACAUGCUAUUCUUUCUCAGGAAUACAUCACUGAUGUAUCAGUGCCUGUCACCGGGUUUAGCCUCCAGCUUAUCACUGCUUCUCACAGUAGUCCUGUGUCCCACCACAGCAAAUCAUAG